Molecule: messenger RNA, 338 nt
Organism: Racocetra persica
Lineage: Eukaryota; Fungi; Glomeromycota; Glomeromycetes; Diversisporales; Gigasporaceae
Source: the annotation of a GenBank genome assembly
GAAAACAUGGCUCAGAUUCAGAAACCUUUGAUAGCGAGGGUCGGUUUGUUCCCGAGAAAUUCGAAGAAAUAUUUUCAAAAUAUGAUAGAGAAUUUAAAGGUGGACUGAGCUUUGGUGACAUUCAACGCUUAAUUUAUGGUAAUGCAAACGCAUGUGAUCCCUUUGGAUGGACUAGUACCAUAUUCGAAUGGGGCAUUUUAUUUUUGUUGUGUGCUCAAAACGGUAUUGUUUCCAAAGAGGAUGUCCGAAGUUCAUAUGAUCAGAACGUGAGAAGAAACGCAAAUAUCAAAAGUCUUACUUUCCCAUAUUCUAUAAAAAUGGACGCGGGAGUUUUAGAG